Molecule: messenger RNA, 952 nt
Organism: Medicago truncatula (barrel medic)
Lineage: Eukaryota; Viridiplantae; Streptophyta; Magnoliopsida; Fabales; Fabaceae
Product: protein PPLZ02
Exons: 2
Coding region: 145-714 (189 amino acids)
Biological process (GO): regulation of DNA-templated transcription
Molecular function (GO): DNA binding; DNA-binding transcription factor activity
Source: RefSeq, a predicted model, not a curated record
GAAAAAAGUGUCCAUCUGAAACAAACCCCAACUACAAAAACCCAUCACCCCUCCUUCUCCACCACCUCCUCUUGGUUUCACAACAAAACUCUCUAUCACUACUCAAAAACACUUUCCGAAAAGAAUACAUUUGUUUUCCCUAACAUGGCUAGACCACAACAACGUUACCGAGGCGUCCGACAAAGGCAUUGGGGCUCUUGGGUCUCCGAAAUUCGCCACCCCAUAUUAAAAACUAGAAUAUGGCUUGGUACUUUUGAAACUGCAGAGGAUGCAGCUAGAGCAUACGAUGAAGCAGCAAGAUUAAUGUGUGGAACAAGGGCAAGAACAAAUUUCCCUUACAACCCCAAUGUGUCACAAUCAUCAUCUUCUAAGCUUCUCUCAGCAACUUUAACUGCUAAACUGCAUAGAUGCUACAUGGCUUCAUUGCAAAUCACUAGGCCAAUAUCUCUGCAACAGCCUCAGAAACAAUCUUCACAAAGUGUCAACAUAUCUACAAACAAUGCUCCCAUGAAAAGUAGCCAAGAAAUUGAUACUACUAUGAAACAUGAAGAGGAAAAAGAAUCAGAGGGAAAUUGGGUUUUCAAGAAAGUUAAAGUGGAAAAUUCUCAGCAAUUUAUUAAGCCUCUUGAAGAAGAUCACAUUGAACAAAUGAUAGAGGAAUUGCUUCAUUAUGGGUCUAUUGAGCUUUGUUCUGUUUUUCCAACACAGACAUGAAAGUGAAACACUUUUUUUCACGUCUUUGACUUUAAGCAUUUCACAUUCUUAUUAUGCUAAUUUAACUAAUUAAUAUUAUUAAUGCUUUAGGCAUUCAGCUAGUGUCCUCUUUUGGUCCUAGAUUUUUUUAUCUAAGUGACCCAUUGGACAAUGUUGUUAUUAUUUUAUGUACAUCCAAUUAUGUUGUCAUCAGUCUAUGAUAUUAUUAUUGUGCAUGUUUCUUGGCACUUUGUUCAAA